Molecule: messenger RNA, 579 nt
Organism: Eupeodes corollae
Lineage: Eukaryota; Metazoa; Arthropoda; Insecta; Diptera; Syrphidae
Exons: 3
Coding region: 165-476 (103 amino acids)
Source: RefSeq, a predicted model, not a curated record
UUUUUGGCUUCUGUAUAAAAUCAUAUCAAAACACGCGUGCAAAUGGAUAAGUAAUUUAUUUGAAUUUCGUUACUCAAUCAGCAAACAACAAUUUCCUGUGGGGAAGGAAAAUCAACUUCAAACGGAAGUGGACAUUUCUUUAAAAACUGAUUUCUGUAUACAAAAUGAAACUCAGUAUUGUGACGAUAGUUUUGGUCGCCAUUACAGCGACAUGUGGACGAGUGAGAGGACAUCCGGGUAAAGUUACAACGAAUGUCCAACACACAGAAGCUGAAAACCCUGACGAAAAUGGUUUUUGGCAGGAGAAAAUCUCCUGGAAGCCUCGAUGGGUGAAAUAUUGGCGCCAGAAAGCUGUUUACAUUCCACUUUGGAAGAAAGUCUGGGGACCAGUUGUUCAAAAAGAAUGGGUUCCAAUACCCAAGCCACCACCAGAUUGGGCCCCAGAAGAUGAAGAGGAUGAAAAAGAAAAGUGGUAGACUUUCCUAUGUGCAUACAAAUAGUUGUUAAUUAUAAUUUAGAAUUAACUUAAUUUAUUAUUUAGCUUAAGUAUGAAAAUAAAAAAAAGAAAAAAACUCGUAA